AUGGGAAGAAGAUGCAGCAACUUAGGUUGAAUCAGGUAGUUAAUGAAGAGGUUGGUUCUUGUGCUAAACAAGAAGUUAUGGAAAAGGAUCAACAAGGGGAGGAAAUUAUUGAGUUUUCUCCGAAAGAAAGAAGAGUGUCAGUGGCUUGAGGGGAGUAAGGUUGCUAUGGUUAUAGAUGGUGAUGAUGAUUAUGAAAUGGAUUGCCAGAGGGGUGCUGUAAUGGGGGAGGAUAUUGGGCCUAAUAAUUUAGGUGUAGUCAGGCCUAAUAAGUCUGAUGAGCUUGGGGUUAAUGGUGGGUUGGAAAUCAAUGGGCUGCAUGAUUGGGUUAGCGGUAAUAAGGGGAAUGAGGCCAACGGUAUUAAUGUAGAGGAGAAUUAUUUUGAUCGAGAAAUGGGUAUCAAGGGAGUGCAGAGCAAGAGGUGGAGGAAUUUAGAAGGGUGCUACCCACAGAGCUUGGUGAAAAUGUCGGCAGAGAAGACACAAUGGGUAACAGGGCAAACAAAGCAGCGCCAAAGACAUACAAAGAAGGCCCAGCAAACUAUAGAGGAAAAAUCAAAGUGGGUCGGUAGUCUCUCACUUUCAGAUGGGUGUAUUGAGCAUCGCAAUAAGAUAACUAAAAGGGAUUUGAGUUUAUUUGAGGUUAGGAGGAUGAUUAGUAUGGGGACGAGGUUAGGGAUUAACUUCCAAGAUAACAAGAAGGUUGAAUCGAGGUUGUUGGAGGUCGAGGGACAGAUUGAGGUGCAUGGGAGGUGAUUUGAAAGGGGUUUACAAGUAGGGGGAAAGUGAUUUGGGUUGCGAGUUUAUUUUUUGAUGAAAUUUUUGUCCUUUAAUGUGAGAGGUUUAGAGGGGUUAUUGAAGAAUGAGGUGGGUAGAUUGGUAAGGGAACACAAAUUGGAUUUUAUAUUUUUGUAGGAGACUAAGUUAGAAGGGAUGGAUAGUGGUUUAUGUCGAUUGUUGUGGAGUUUGAAUGAGUUUGAUUGGGUGAUGAAGGAUUCGAGAAAGGCAUCUGGAGGAUUGCUGUGUGUUUGGAAUAAGUUGUAGUUUGUAAAAGCGGGACAAUUUUAGGGUGAUGGAUUUUUGGGUGUAACAGGAGAACGGGGAUUGAAGAAAAUGAAGUGCCACUU
Rubroshorea leprosula is the source of this 1124-nucleotide messenger RNA. Lineage: Eukaryota; Viridiplantae; Streptophyta; Magnoliopsida; Malvales; Dipterocarpaceae. The record is from the annotation of a GenBank genome assembly.